AUUGAAUCGCUUCAAAAGUUCUUAUGAAGGUACUAGUAGCACCAUAUAAAUCAUCCUGUUUGUCAAUGAUAAAUCGUAAAUGAUUACUACGACCUAUGUAUCUAGAUCUACCAACCUAUCUAUCUCUCAAGGGACCAUGCAUCUGCGAGCUUACAACUAGCCGAUGAUCUAGAUGGUUAGAACAAGAAAUCAAGUCAACAACCUACAACAACUUGUUCCUUAAUACGACUAGCAUACGCACAAGGACAAAAAAUUAUUAUUAUUAUGAAGGGGUUCGCCAGACAGUCCUGUUUAGCCUAAACCAUACGCACAACCAUACGCGGCACAAGGACAAAAAAUGAGUCGCAGUUCUCGCUUUUGUCGACUUGAUGUCUACUGUUUCGUGUAUGGGAGUUUUGUCUUCCGUUUUGGCACAAGCGUGUUUACGCGUGCUUGCCAAUUCGAACUCCUGUCGCGGAAUCACGUGGCUCUUUUCGCAAAUUCACAGACUUGGAGCAGCUUGUUUCGGAUUUUCAUACUGCAACUGUCCGGAUAUUUCAUUGACAUCGUACUGUUAUGGCCGCUCACCCUGAUGGUGUUGUUUACUCAGUACAAACAUGGAAAAGAGUAUAUGGAGAUCCGGCGCUUGCAGCGCAGGGCUGAAGCAGGAGCCCAUCUAAUCUAAUCUAAUCCAUACUGCCAGUUGAUAUAAUCAUCUCCGGUGAACAACAUCAACAUCCUAAGUAAAUGUAUAUCCUGAAGAAUUUCUUGGUUAGGACUAACAUUAGACGUUGGGGUCGGGAAAAUCGCGUCGACGAGGAGAAGCGCCAACUCAUCGAGGAGCAAGACGAGCCCAAACGAAAAGUUAGAAGGAAAAGGAGUUCCCGGUGGAGUUCCAAAUGAUAUAUUGAUGAAUACAACGAAGCCGACAGACCACCAGCACAGUCGCAGAUUCCGAGGGCUCGCGCUUUUUCUCAGCCUCGACAUCGUUUUAGUGGCCUUGUUUCUUCUGGUCGCGUCGAAUCCAAUCGACCUAACUUAUGUGGAGCCCAUACUCAGCAGCUACAUUAACAAAGUUAAGGUGCUGUCAUGCUCAUUUUAUCUUGCUAAUUAACUUCUUCUAUACCCCAUGAUUGGGUACGCUACUACUACUUAUCGCGUGGACAGGGUAAGAGAGGUGGCGCCACCUCCAAUGUCUUCGUUUUCUCAGAGCUUGAAGACGGUGCUGCGUUGAGAUAUAGUGGUGGACAGUGAACCAGAAGGUGGCAGAUGAAAGGUAGUUGCUUUAGAUUUUAUAAGCAUUCAUUAGAAGUCUUCUAGUAUACCUCCUAGAAACGCUAAGAAGCACUACGAGGAUACGGGAGCAGGAGAUGCAUGGUCCCUUACCCCGUUCCUUACCCGGUUACUUGCUGCAAGCAGUUCCCCAGCUGCAGGAGUGGUCAUUUUGCACCUAGUUGGUACGAGUCUAGGCGCCUGUGGUAACCUAGUGCUCUCUGCUGUCCCGGGGGAGCUCGGCCUGUCUGAAUCCGAUAUGCUGCUUUUACAAGCCUGCGAUACGUCGGUGGUGAAAAUCACUCGAAGCAUUUCAAGCACAGCGCUGGCAAUGUUGGCGCCGUGGUUGCCCUUUCAGGGCGUGUCCUUCUGGCUGGCCUUGGCGCUCUUCCACGCAACCGGAGUUGUGGGCAAGCUGCCCAUGAUGAUAUGGUUCACGCGCUCAGCAACUUCCGGUAGUAGAAGUGCGAGAGAGUUGGAUGAAGCUCCUUCAUCCGGAAAAGAAUCCUCCAGUGAGGAGGACAAGAGUAGAACACAUCCUCCUCAUAGUCAGGCACACGGUGCAGAGGAAAGCCAUGCUGGGGAAACGUCGAGUACGCAAAGUAGUUGUACCAGUGAGGAGGACAAGAGCAGAAGCACUGAGAGGACCACCACGAACAGGGACACUUACGGCAAGUAGAAGGGCGUCCUCAGGAUGAUUCAUGUCCGCAGGUGGAAUUGUUCUGCUUUUUCCGCCUGAGUAGAUUAAGCAGGAUUCUUCUUUGGGAGAUUCUCGGGAAGACAUGAAAUAUCGAUUUAAGGCCUGAGUCUAAGAUGUAGGAGAAGAGGUCUUAAAUUCGCUCUCCCUCUCUUCGCGCGUCGCAAACUACUUGUCGGAAAAAACCAAAUUCCUGCGACCUGGUGGUCUUUCUACAGAGGAGCAGCGCAUACGACGGAUUCUGAUGCUGAAUACGAUGGUGACCAACUUUUUUCUCUAUCCCGUUCAGUCGGUGUUGCUGCCAGUAUUAUUCUUAAGGGCUAUCAAAUUGACCCCUUCACCACCAUUCUUGACCUUCUUUCCAGUGGGAAAGGAGUCAAGAAUGAUCUGAAGAAAACAACGCCGCAACCUCUAAUAUUGAAGAGAGUCAGUGCGAGCAUGUGGCUCCAAAUCAACUCCCUCGUGCAGCUAGGAGGCACUCUGGGGCCGGUCUUGUCGAAUGUAGUAGUUGUAUACUUCUCAGCUCAAGUAGAGGAGGACACUAACUCUAGCAGCAAGGCAACAUUAUCUUCAACAAGCACUGUUGAAACUGAGGACACGAAAGGUACUCCUACGUCAACAUCUAUUUCUUCAUCGAGAACCGACGUGACAUCAAACACGAUAAGCAGUGGUGGCGAUGACAGUGCUGGUUCGCGAAGGAGAGCGGCUUCUUCAAGAGAUGACAAAAAGAGCAGUUGCUCCACAUCAAAUGAGGAUGGCAGAGGUGACGGCACGCUAGCAGGAAGUGGUCGGACUUCGGCAGGGUCUUCGAAAUUGGUAAAGAACGUAGAGCGGUCAAUGAUCGCGCAAACAGUUCUCUCCUUCGGCUUCGGUCUCGUUUUGUUAUUGUAUGAUAAUUUGCCGCGUUUGGGAAGCCUUGGGGUUUUGCCACUACAGAAAGAGGACCCGGGUACUCCUGGACUACGGGAGGCGGUGUUCCUGGACUAUGUGCCAGUGCUGCUGAUGACCUUAUAUGGCCGCAUAAUAUUUAUAGUUUCUUCUAGAACAACGAAGUAAAUGAAAUUUUGAGAAAAGUACUUAUAUGAAGAAUUUUGAGAAUAUUAGCAUGGGGGGAGUAGUCAAACAACUCAGAAAUUGGCAGCGCCUGCUAUUCAUCUACUUGCGAAGAAAAUAUGUCUCGUUGUUUUCACUGCCAAGAUACUGAAUGUUUUUGAUUUCAUAGACCUGCUUCUACAUGAAAGAAGACUUUUCUCCCUCAUCUUGAUUUUCAUACAUUGCAUUGUGUUCUGACUGCGGUUUGGGGCUGCGUCGUGGCGUGCAAUAACGCAUUCACGGUAUACUUCGGUGCUUUUCUUACGACUUCGAGCAGCGAACCGAAGGGCAAGGUUUUGGCGAAUAUGAUGACGUUGUGGAGCAUCGGCAAUGCGGCCGGAAACUAUCUACAGGGCGUCUUUGUUUCGCACCAACUAGACGAUCUCAGGAGCAAAGGGAGAUCGCAUCUUCACGAGAAGGACACGAAGCAGUCUUUGAACCAGAUUCAGAUCUCUCAGGACAUAGGAUUGAACGUCAGAGGAGAAGCGAGCGCGCAUGGAGGUCUUCACGAGGAAUCCUUGCAUCAAAAUACAAAUGCUAGUCAACAUAGUUUGGGCUUUUUUCUGCCUAUUUUCUUCGGCUGCGUCGUCGCUGGUGCGGUAAGAAUAAGUCUGGUCCAGGCCCUCCGGAGGGAAACAAGCGGCACUUCUCUCGGUCGUCAAAAAAUAGACUGAAAGUUUGGGAGUUUUUUACAGCUACCUUUAUUCCUUUGUAGUCUAUGCACAAAAACAUUAUGGAUACUUAAAUAGAUAUUUCGCAUUCAACACGAGCACAGGUACACAUAAUGAGUACAAGAAUUACAAUGAAUAGGUAUUUGUUUCGCACGCACAUUGAUGACCGUUCGCGUAGACGAGCUUUCUUACGGGAUG
Molecule: messenger RNA, 3909 nt
Organism: Amoebophrya sp. A25
Lineage: Eukaryota; Dinophyceae; Syndiniales; Amoebophryaceae
Source: the annotation of a GenBank genome assembly